Messenger RNA from Xiphias gladius (swordfish), 1517 nucleotides. RefSeq names its product RIB43A domain with coiled-coils 2 (gene ribc2). Bases 101 to 1192 code for a protein of 363 amino acids. The transcript is spliced from 7 exons. The record is from RefSeq and is a predicted model, not a curated record. Lineage: Eukaryota; Metazoa; Chordata; Actinopteri; Istiophoriformes; Xiphiidae.
UUGUGAAAUUUAAGUUGGUCGUGUUUUCUGAGAAAGGACUGCGGUCCGUUUAAGCGCAGAAUUUAACGCCGCAUACUUGAGUGCAGUUUGUCCGUCAAAAAUGCUUAACGUUGAAUUACUCACAGACCGCAUUGCGAGGGCAAGUCUGCAGAAGCGUCGCAACAGAGAGACUGAAAGACAAGAGCGGUUUUUUAAUGACAAAGUGAGGACCAUUGGGGUUGACAAGGAAGUCCUGGGCACGCAGGUGAAAGAGAAAAAGAAACAAAAGGAGGCAGAAAAAGAGAAACAAAACGCAUGCGAUGCUGAUAUGCUCCAAAAUAGCAAAGUAGCUUGCAUUCUCCAUAGCAGAGAAGUGAAGAAGAAGCGGGCUAUGGAGAAGGCCAUUGUCAACUACCGGCAUCAGUACCAGCAUCCUUGGGGCCAGCGGGAGUAUGACCUGGACGACCCAGACCGCUGUCAAAAAACAGACCUAGACAAUGCGCAGAUGAUUCCCUCUGGCCUAGUGGGCGAGGACUCGGAGUGUAAGGACAGACGGCAGAGGCAGAGGGAGCAGCUCAGAGCAUGGCUUGUCCAGCAGCAGAGUGAGCGGGCAGCAGAAAGGCAUCAUCAAAAGCUGGAAGAGCAGCACUAUGACCAAAGCAGAGUAGAGAUGGACAACAAAGCUCUGCAGAUUCAGACCCUUGAGAUGGAGAGGAGAAGAGCAGAGGCCAUUGCUACUAAAGAGUACAAUCUGGCCACGACUGAGGAGAAGCAUCGUCAGGUGCAGGAAUGUAAUAAUGAGAGCAAAGCAGACACUACAAACCAACUGCAAGGACAGCUGACAGGUAUAGAUGUCAAACCCACCCUGGGGAUGGUUGGAGUACUUGGUCUUUGUCCCAGCAGUGAUAGGAGAGCCCCUCCUGAGAGCCUGCAGCAGGUCAUCCAGUUCCAGAAAUAUCAAAUAGAGGAGAAGAAGAGGAUAGAAUUAGAAAAGAAGCAAGAGGAGGCGCUACAUGAUCGUGUUCGCUUGGACUCGGCCCAUACGGCUCUGCUAAUAGAGAGGCAGCAGGCAAAACUGAACAAGCAGCUGAGACGACACCUGGACAGCACCAACCUCAAACUGGCUGAAACAAACAAACAACAGAAACCAGACAUUGAAAGAGGAUGCAUGGAUGAAAGCUUCUUCUCCGAAUUCAACACCUGCAGUAGAUGACAGAUGACACACUGCACUGAUGACGCACUCAGUACGGCGGGAAAGUACUGACAACGGUGCUACAUGUCAAGAACAUGGAAAAAACUGAACCACACAGUCAAUCAACAGUUAGUCUUUAAUUUUGUUAAGCUUAGUUUGGACAGAUCACAACAUUUAACGACGUGUGGAUGAUGCUGAUAAAUGCUCAGUUGAAUCUUCGCUAUUGCUUCAAAAUUAGCCAAAGACAGUCAUUAUGUAUGUUCUUGUUUCUUUGACAGUUUUUUCUUAGAUUUCUUAAAAUUUGCCUGAGUGAGCAAAGAUCAAUUAUGCCCCAUUCAAAAAACUG